Molecule: messenger RNA, 3991 nt
Organism: Nothobranchius furzeri (turquoise killifish)
Lineage: Eukaryota; Metazoa; Chordata; Actinopteri; Cyprinodontiformes; Nothobranchiidae
Gene: oprd1a
Product: opioid receptor, delta 1a
Biological process (GO): neuropeptide signaling pathway; G protein-coupled opioid receptor signaling pathway
Cellular component (GO): plasma membrane; neuron projection
Molecular function (GO): G protein-coupled enkephalin receptor activity; neuropeptide binding
Source: RefSeq, a predicted model, not a curated record
CAAGGAUGUAAAUAGCUUCACCAAAAACGAAUUUAUCUUGAAUAGAUGAGAUCAAAUGAAUUUGCUCCAGAUGUCUGACAGUUAUAGUUUCACCUCCUUGCUGUUCCGGUGACCAUUUGCGGAGACUUGACGUUGGCGCACGGAGAGAUGCUGCGCUGUGUCUAAUAGAUGCGGAGGGUAUAGGAGACGCUCACUGGGCUGGAGCGCGCCCCGAGAGCAGGUCGCUUAUACGGCAGAUUUCCAUCUAGCACUUGGAUUAAAACAGCAACGCUCUCUGCUCUGGAGAAAGCUCCGUGUUUUCGCUGUAAGUCACGCUUACGCAGAAAAGACUCAAGUUUAUUUUUAUUAUUUAACUUCGGGAAUGGAGACAUUCACGGUCCCGGGAGCUCAGCUGUCUCUGGGUGACCUUUACUCCGUCAUCCCCUUCAACGUAACAUUCCCGGACGAGGAGAGCGGCUCCACGCGCAACUCCACCGAGCAGCAGGCUUCGGCGAGGAGCGCAGGGGCGAUGGUCAUGGCCGUGUCCAUCACUGCGCUCUACUCCGUCAUCUGCGUCGUGGGACUGCUGGGAAACGUCCUUGUUAUGUACGGGGUGGUCAGAUACACCAAGAUGAAAACUGCUACGAACAUCUACAUCUUUAACUUGGCUCUUGCUGACGCCCUGGCCACCAGCACAUUGCCCUUUCAAAGUGCAAAAUACUUAAUGAGCACUUGGCCUUUUGGAGAAGCUCUGUGCAAGCUCAUCAUUGCCAUUGACUACUACAACAUGUUCACAAGCAUCUUCACCCUCACUAUGAUGAGCGUGGAUCGUUACAUUGCUGUAUGUCACCCAGUCAAGGCACUGGGGUUUCGGACACCGGUCAAGGCUAAGAUGAUCAAUGUCCUAAUCUGGGUCUUAUCGUCUGCAAUAGGUGUGCCUAUUAUGGUGAUGGCUGUGACUAAAGUAACAGAUGCAGGCAACAUUGCAUGCAUGCUGAAGUUUCCUGAUCCUGACUGGUACUGGGACACUGUGACUAAGAUCUGUGUCUUCAUCUUUGCCUUUGUGGUCCCAGUAAUGGUCAUCACCAUCUGUUAUGGCCUGAUGAUUCUGCGACUGAGGAGUGUUCGUCUACUUUCUGGUUCGAAGGAGAAAGAUCGCAACAUGCGCCGAAUCACCCGUAUGGUCCUUGUGGUAGUCGCAGCUUUCAUCAUCUGUUGGACCCCCAUCCACAUAUUCAUUAUUGUAAGGACAAUGGUAGAGAUUGACACCAGGAAUCCCUUCGUAAUAGCAAGCUGGCACCUUUGCAUCGCCUUAGGCUACACCAACAGCAGUCUCAAUCCUGUCCUUUAUGCUUUUUUGGAUGAAAAUUUUAAGCGAUGCUUCAGGGACUUCUGCGUGCCCUGUCAGACUCGCGUGGAGCAAAACAGUCUGACCAGCGGCCGCAACACCACAAGGGAGCCAGUUUCUGUCUGUGCUCCAUUGGAGGCAAGGAGGAAGCCUGUAUGACUAGGCGUGGACCGUGUCCCCCACACCUCCCACUCCAGGAGGAUCCCUCUAGAUCAACAAUCUGUAGAUACGCUGGUCUCCACAACAGAGUUUUAAAGCUUUGUUCCUGAUCAUAAUCAUUUUUCUGUCCAAGAAUAAUGUGAAAACCCAUAAAUGCAUGCAACAAACUGAUUGAAGAGGGAUGUUUAAAUGACAGUGAUGAAACAUUUAUUUAAUUUUUUUUUGUCACACCUCAAAGUAACAAUAUUGGAGCACCACAAAAAACAUCCUCACAUGUAUCCUCAGCAUUGGUACCAAACAAAUAAAGAGCAAAUCUAUCCCAGUGAUGCCCACUUGAAGCUAGGGCUGAUUUCUGGAUCAACUUUCUUUGAGGAAGGAAAUGUUACAGUCAACAGUUUUAGAAAUGAACUUGACUUCUUCAUAACGGGAGCCUAUUUUUGCUUAUAUUAAACAAAGAUGUUUGGAUUUCAUUUAGCAUUUUUGUCACUCAACCAUACAGACAUCGCUCUAUUGUAAUCAGAACAUCAACGUGAAAGUGGUAGACACUGCUUGUAGCCAAACCUAAAUGAAAAAUGGGUUUGCUGUUGAAGAAGACAAGUACAAAAACAAACACUGGACAACGAGCAGCUGCUUGCACAUCUAGUUUCGUUCAAUCAGAUCACUGGUCUAUAUUUCAUAUUAAAGACAUUUGUCAUCUGUCACACUGAACAUUUGCUGGACAUUAAGGACAAGCAGCAUGGUGUUAACUACAGAGAUGCAUCACGCCUGGAAAUCCAAGAGAUCAUCAGUGAAACAGGAUUAAUGAUGUAGUGAUGAUUCAUAACUUGAAUUUUUUUAGUUUCGUUUCAAACGAAUUAAUAAAAAAGAGACGAGGCAUUGAAAUCAAGUGUAAAUCAACGUAAAGGAAUGGUGAGUGUCACCAAAUGUGUUCUUGUAUAUAAUAAAGCUUCUGCACUUAACAAAUUUAGCUUAAGACACUGCUACAAUGGUCAGGAAGUGUGCUUGUGAUUCUUUAGGCUUAUUUCUACUUUUUCGUUGAGUUAAAAAAAGAAUUUGUAAAUUUAUUAAGAGGAAGCAAAGAUGACAUUUCAAUGUUUUUAAAUUGAUUAGUUUUGCUAGGUGGAAUGGAAGUGUUGCUGUGUCAUUGAAAUGAUUUUUACAAAGGAGGUUAAAUUUUACCUUGAGACCACAUUCUGUACUUGGAUGUUUUUGUUAAAGUAAGUAAAAAGUCAAAAACAACUUUUUCCAUGAAAUUCCAUCAUAGGUUUGAAUCAAGGUAACAUCCUUUCUGCAGAGAGUCAGCCUGAUCCCCUCAAUGUCUGUACAAAAACUAUGGACAAACCCUCCGUGAUGUCACCUGUAGGUUUCUAAAAGACUGAGUUGACGCUCAGUGGGCGGUUCCGAUCACAGCCCUCUUGGCCAUGUCCAUGUCUCGACACUCCUGGGCAAUACAAAAAGAAAAAAGAGGCAGUGCUGAGAGCGAACUCUGAGGAUCUCAGUCUGCUAUUGCUCCUGGCUACAAGCUAGCCAAAGCUAACAGAGGUUUGCCGCUUUUAGCCAGAAAAAUGCAGUUGAGCAUGCAUCAACUUAUCAAGUUGCAGAGUUUCUGUGGUCUCCUCCUCCUCUGGAGAGCUCCACAGGCCACAAGCACAGACCACAGUGAUUAAAGCCAGGUGCCCGGGCUGCGUGAGCCCACCUCCUCAUUGCCAUUGACUACUACAACAUGUUCACAAGCAUCUUCACCCUGUCUAGGAUGAGUGUGGACUGUUACAUCACUGUAUGCCACCCAGUCAAGGUUGUAGGCCAGCAGGGCUUUGACUGCGGUCAGGCGGAGGUGGCCCAGCUCUGACCCAGCAAGACGCCACAGAGACGACUAUACCAACACGUCGUAUUUCAUCCAACUUGGACCAAGCACCCUUAUGCAUUUUCUUCUAUGAUUAACAUUCGAACAUGCAUUCACAGACGACACAACUAAAGCUCAGAAAAUCAAAAUGGCCGAACACUCAAGGCCGAGGCUGAGACCUCCCUGGAGCUAGCCAUUGGUGCUAGCUGUGACAGCUAAUCCUAUCUGUCAAUAAAAUCUAAUCAUUCAUAGUUUCAAGUAUUUAAAUACACCUCAAGGGAAAAGUUACAAAAGAUUCACUCCUUUGUUGUCAUGCCUGUAAACUAUUCAACCUAAAAUGGCUGUUUGUACCAGACUGUAAACAUGAUUUUUUCUGCUGUGAAGUUAGGAUUUUCUAACAUGGGAGGCAAUGAGAGUUGCCCCUAGUGGAUGAGGGGGAACAGCAAUUUUGGUCAUUUUGUGGUUGGCUUCAAAAAAUUAAGACAUAGGCUGCCCCUUGGUUUACCAUGAACAUUUCUGUCCUGUUAGCUUUGUCUUCUUUUAAGAAUACUUGUUUCCAUCCACUUACAGAAAGGUUCUUAUUGUUGCUAAGUAAGUUGAUGCUAUUUUGUCAUAAAAUGUGUAUUCUUUUAUUCAAUAAAUGGAGCCGUAGUUAAACAGUU